GUCACUUUGAACACUCAACUAAUUUACUAUUGUGUUGUAGAAUGCUUCUUACGAGUGACGGUUGUGCGGGCAAAAGUAACGGCACAAGAUCAGUCCGACUUGCCAGUGGAUGCUUCCCGUCUCCAAGUUUGCACUAUCAAUGCCCCGUUGAAGUGAGACGGCAUCAAGUCACUCAACAGCACAUUUCCCCCCAUUCGUGACCAACUCGUGUUAUUCCGGGAGAAGCCGAAUCGCAGGUUACGGAAAGGGGCGAGUGGUGACGAAUGUGAAGGUGAAGGUCGUUACGGGAACCAAGCUCCAUUCCAGCGCGUGACACCUGUGUUACACUCUCAGUAACAUAGUAUAGAGAGCUCCGCGAACGGACUAUCGCUGUGAGGAGCUUGCCAGCCUACAUCAGAAGCGGCCCGAAGAGUCGGGUGUAAACUCCUCACAGUGAUUGGUAGAUGACAUCAAAGAAUAAACUCUUAACAGCGUUAGUACCGGAAGAAGAUUCGACACAAAGUAACAAAGUGUUCGGGGCACAAACCUCUAAGAACAUGAGACAGAUACUGUUACAAUGAUAGAAAGAGGAUGAACAGAAAGGCACUUAAGUGGGCGCACAUUUAAUUAGCACCGUGCCCUAACCAUCUUCAAAUAGCUGUUUGCUCCUAUUGUUGGGAUUUGAACUUUGAAGAUGGACUACCACGAGCCAGGUGAAGGUAGUCCAUCUUUUCCAAAGUGUGUGAUACUCCAGAAGAACUACAUGGACGUUGAGGUGCCGGGUGACAACCGUUUCCUGUAUUGUGAGGACUGCAACAAGGAGUAUGAAGGGGACUGUUCAGUACAUGGACCUCUUCUCAUGGUGGCAGACAUACAGGAAACACCAGGAAGUGUGGACAGAGCAUGGAAAACAUUGCCUGUUGGUCUGGAGAUUGAAGAGUCUGAAAUCCCAGGCGCUGGUCUUGGAGUUUGGGCGUAUCAGGAUUUUGAUCCACACACCUGCUUUGGGCCGUAUGAGGGAGAUGUCGUCAACGAUGAGGACACUGCUCAGGGAUCAGGAUACAGCUGGCAAAUCUACGCAGAUGGACAACCUUCCCACUUUGUAGAUGGCCAACACUGCAACAAAGCCAACUGGAUGAGAUAUGUCAACUGUGCUCGAACAGAGGAAGAACAGAAUCUGACAGCAUUUCAAUACAAUGGUCAUAUCUACUACAAAGUAUACAAGAAGAUUUGUGUUGGUUCUGAGCUGCUUGUCUGGUAUGGACACAAGUUUGCAAGGAACCUAGGUAUCAAGAGACAACUUAAGCUACCACAGAGUCAAGAUACCUACCCAUGUGACAGAUGUGACCUGGGGUUCUCGUCUGUGUUGUUCCUGUGGAAACAUCUGAAGAAGAUGCAUGGAGGAAAACUGACAGCUCAGUUGAGGUUCAUAGUGAACACUCAGGGUGUUACUAGCUGUGACAUUGGAAAGGAAAUAGAAAACCAGAUACAGAGCAGUAACCAUGGUUACAAUGAGAACGAAAAUGUGGGCAGCACUGGAUGUGAGGGAGCAUUGAAGGAUCCCAUGAAACACAAAGAGGGUUCGGGGGGAGUCCGGCGAUAUCAGUGUGGCCAGUGUGGGAAGGAAUUUAAACAAUCAAGUCACCUUAAGAUGCACAUGAAAUACCACAGUGGAGUCAGGCCUUUUCCAUGUGGUGAGUGUGGGAAAGCGUUUACACAAUCCAGUGACCUUCAAAGACACAUUAUACUUCACAGUGGAGCAAGACCUUAUCCGUGUACGGAGUGUGAGAGAACAUUCACACGAUCAUGCUACUUGCAAAAGCACUUGAGGUGUCACAUAGGUGUCAAGCCUUAUAAAUGUAGCGAGUGUGGGAAGGCAUUUUCAGAAACAAGUGACCUGAAGUCACACAUGAAGAGUCACAGUAGCAUUAAGCCUUACCUGUGUGGCGAAUGUGGGAAGGCGUUUACAACAUCAAGUGACCUGACGUCACACAUGAGGUGUCACAGUGAUGUCAAGCCACAUCAGUGUAGUGAAUGUGACAAGACAUUUACGCGGCCAAGUAACCUUCAGGCACACAUGAUGUGUCACAGCGGAGACAAGCCUUUUGAAUGUACUGAGUGUGGGAAAGCAUUUCCACUGUCAAGCUACCUUCAGAAACACAUGAUGUGUCAUUCUGGAGUCCGGCCCUAUCAAUGUACAGUGUGUGGUAAGUCCUUUAAACAAUCAGGUAACCUGCAGACACACAAGCGGAGUCACACUGGUGUCAAGCCUUUUCCAUGUAACAAGUGUGGCAAGGCUUUUUCAAAAUCAAGCGACCUUCAAAGACACAUUAGGUGUCACAGUGGAGUCAAGCCUUAUCAGUGCAGUGAGUGUGAGAAGGCGUUUACAACAUCUGGUGACCUGCAGAGACACAUGAGGUGUCACAGUGGUGAAAAGCCUUAUCAGUGUACUGUGUGCGAGAAGACCUUUGCAGAUUCUGGUGGCUUGCAGAAACAUUUGAGAUGCCACACCGGAGUUCGGCCUCAUCAGUGCACUGUGUGUGAGAAGGCGUUCACAACCUCAAGUCACCUGCAUGUACACAUGAGAUCUCAUAGUGGCGUUCGGCCAUAUAAGUGUAAUCAAUGUGGAAAAGCUUUUACUCAGUCGGGAAACCUGCAGACACACAUGCGGUCUCACAGUUGAUGUGGUUCAGUCAAGAUUUAUUAUUGAGAAAAUGUUAAAAGUCCAUUGAACCAUCCAUUCAGGGCUCGAAUUAGCUAAAUAAAACAUGCACUAGAGAAACCUAUUAUUGAAAAAUGCAGCCUAGUAUUUAUGUCUACAUGCUCCAAGUGCGUGUAAAAUAAAUUUAAAUUUGCUUGUUCACAUAAUGUUUAUCUUUGAACACUCAAUACCUCAAAGUUUCAUUUACCUUACUACAUCACAAAUCCCUGUGUUUCGUGUAAUUUGUCAUGCUCUCAUGGGCUUGACAUCAUCAAACAGUGGGUUCUUAAAGAUUGUGUGCACAUGUUCCUAUUGGGAGCUUCCUAUUACAUUUUACAGCAAUACAUGAUUAUUUCAUGUGACACUGGCAGCGAAGUGGCCCAUGUUUCAACACUUGACAAUUUUAUAGGACAGGGUGCAACCUGAUUUUGUCUGGUGCAACUAGGUUUUCAUGUUAACAUCCAGCUGGAGCAAGAUCAACCAAGUUCCUUAAAUCAAGCCCUGCAUUCUCCUGCAGCGAGACAUGAGUGGAACCAGUGGUGACAGCAAAGUCUGUACACUGACUGUUGUACAGUAAGAGACUGAGAAGGUCCAGUUCAUCCAAUGUCUGAUUUACUAGGACCGCCUCCGUGGUCUAGUGGUAGAGCGUCCGCCGUUAGAGCAGAAGGUCCGGGGUUCGAUCCCUGGCCACGUCAUACCAAAAGACGUUAAAAGAGGGUACUUGUUGUUACCCUGUCUGGC
Haliotis rufescens (red abalone) is the source of this 3421-nucleotide messenger RNA. RefSeq names its product zinc finger protein 883-like. Gene Ontology annotation, molecular function: histone methyltransferase activity; DNA-binding transcription repressor activity, RNA polymerase II-specific; protein binding. The transcript is spliced from 8 exons. The coding region runs from base 674 to 2662 and encodes 662 amino acids. The record is from RefSeq and is a predicted model, not a curated record. NCBI's taxonomy places the organism in Eukaryota, Metazoa, Mollusca, Gastropoda, Lepetellida, Haliotidae. Gene Ontology annotation, cellular component: nucleus. Gene Ontology annotation, biological process: cellular developmental process.